This is a messenger RNA of Anolis carolinensis (green anole), 4271 nucleotides long. RefSeq names its product V-set and immunoglobulin domain containing 10 like 2 (gene vsig10l2). NCBI's taxonomy places the organism in Eukaryota, Metazoa, Chordata, Lepidosauria, Squamata, Anolidae. The record is from RefSeq and is a predicted model, not a curated record. Gene Ontology annotation, molecular function: protein binding. The transcript has 12 exons. Bases 1442 to 3754 code for a protein of 770 amino acids.
AGUAUUCCAUCUUGGGUUCUCAGCUCUUGUCAGAUCAGUGGUUCCCAACCUUUGGGCCUCCAAAUGUUUUGGACUUCAACUCCCAGAAAUCCCAGCCAGCUUACCAGAUGUCAGGAACUGUGGGAGCUGAAGUCCAAAACAUAGUUGGAAGAGGCCACAACGGCCAUCCAGUCCAACCCCAUUCUGCCAUGCAAAGCAGAAUACAGUGUUCCUUCACUACUUCACAGUUCACUUUUCACAGAUUCGCUGUUUUUCAAACUCUAAGACUAUUAUAAAUCAUAAAAAAUUACAAUUUACAGCCUAAGGAAGGGAGGAAGGAGAAGCCAAAGGGAGAGAAAAGGAGCCCAAGCAGCAACAGGAAGAGAAGAAGGAGAUUUAUCAACACACAAUUGGUUGAUAAAGACGUAAAAUAGUGCAUAACUACUAAAAUAAUGUAUAAAUAUUAAAUAUAGGGUCCCUACUUUGUGGAUUUUCACUUAUUGCGGGUGGUCCUGGAACCUAACCCCCACGAUAAGUGAGGGAACACUGUAGACAAAAGAUCAUGCAGCCUCUGCUUGAAAACCAAAUGAGGAGUGGCUUAGGGAGCUGGGUAUGUUUUGCUUGGAGAAAAGAAGGCUGAAAGGGGACAUGAUAGCCAUGUUUAAAUAUUUUAAAGGAUGUCACAUUGAAGAUGGGGUAAAUUGGUUAUCUGCUGCUCUAGAGAACAAUCAAUUCAAUUUGCAGGAAAAGAUAUUCCACCUAAACAUUAAGAACUUCCUGACUGUAAGAGCUGUUUGGUAGCGGAAUAUGCUGCUUGUGAGUCCAGUGGAGUUUCCUUAAUUGGGAGAUUGUAUUUUCCUGGAUAGCAAGGGGUUCGACUGGAUGACCCUUGUGGUCUCAUCCAGCUCUAUGAUGUCAUGCCCUAUCAAAUAUGAAUCUCCUGGCCAUUGCCUGCUGUGCCAGCAUUUUUAAAAACCUUGCAAGUCCUUCCCAGAUCAGUGAUACUAUCAUGAGCCGCAAGAAAGGUCUCAAUGGCAUAUCUGUGGAGCAUGUCUCCAGCAAGGGAUGGCCAUGCAUCUUUCCAUCAAUCUCAUGUCUGUCGAAGCUGGAGGAGGAGAGGUACUACUUCAGCUGCCAAAAGCUCCAGUAGAUUCUAGCAAAACAGACAAUAAAACCAGCUAAGCUCAGCAGGAAGCAUGACUCCAUGUUAUGCAGCACCUGGCCGUGGCUGCUCCCUGAACACCUCUCCGCCUGGGGUGCAACAAGCUGAAAGGCAAAUUGGACCACGUCCUUGUCAUCGCAAGACACAAGAGACGUUGUUUGCCUUGGCUCUUGCUUCCUCUGGAAGGGAUUCCUGACAGGUCAGCUGCUCCCUUUGGAAGAUACAAAGUAUGAGGAGCAAGUGGUCAAGGGGGUCCGCGAUCGCUCAGUCCUGCUGGCCUGCGGGGACGUGGUCUCGCCCAUGAUUGUCUUCUGGAGUUUCACCAGGCAGGGCUCGCUCAUCCCCAGGGCCGUGGCCAUCAGCAAUGGCCUAGACUCCAAGGUGGAGAAGUCCUCUGUGGUUCUAGGGGACGUGACCUUGAGGAACAGCACCCUGGAGAUCGAGAACCUGAAGAAGGCAGCGGAAGGGCACUUCAUGUGCCAAGUGAUGUACGAAGAGGAAGGGGAGAUCAAAGUGGCUUAUUACUAUAUUGAGCUCAUUGUUUUGGUCCCUGUUUCAAAGCCCUUCCUACAGAUGAAUGACUCAACGCCUGUGGAAGACAUGCCUGUACUGAUGGUGUGCACAGUGAAAGAGGGCACACCCCCAGUUGAGUUUUCCUGGCAGCGCUACACCAAUCGAGACGGCGUGAUACCCAUCACAGAAGCAGUCGGUGGUUUCUUGAACCUCACAUCUACUAAUAGGACUCACAUGGGAUGGUAUACCUGCACAGCCCACAAUGAAGUCAACAGCCAAACCAGCGACCAGAUGUACCUUGAUGUGAUCUAUGGUCCUGAUGAACCAGUGAUCAGCGUGGAGCCAUUUGCUGUCAACCAACACGGCUUCUUAGCCAAUGAACAAGAAGAAGUGAUCAUGACCUGCCUGGCUCUUUCUAAUCCACCCAGCCAUUACAUUUGGUUCUACAACAGCUCUCAAGUCCAUUCAGGUCAGAAGUACGUGAUUCCCAGGAUCUUGCGGACCCAAACAGGCAUCUACACUUGCUUGGCCCAGAAUUUGCAUUUGAAUACCCGAACUCAGACCGCCAUCAUUUUAACCGUCUAUUAUUUGCCUCAAGGGAAGCCCAGCUGCAUACCGCUGCCAGCUGCCAAUUUCCGAGACCUUGCUCUACACUGUUUGUGGCAGGGGGGCUUCCCCCCAGUGCGGCUGCAGUGGGUCAAAUCCAGAAAGGAAGCAAACCAUAUGGCAACCUACUCCAACAUAACCCAGAUCUACCGGGGCAUGGACAUUCACAAUGGGACCUCAUACACUUGCCUGGCUUCCCACCCAGCACUGAAAAAGGAUGCCGUCUGCAGGACCUCUGUGUGGGUUCCAGGUGGGAGCCCGUCAUGCAGUGCAGUGGCAACGAAGAAGAAUGAGUUCCUCAUGCUGACCUGUGACUGGGCAGGCGGAGAGCCCCGGGUGACCCUUUGGUGGAGAGACUGGAGGGACCAUGUCCUGGGUGGGCUGAAGCAAUCCCACAACAUCUUCGUCAUGAAAUCCAACACUACUCUGGGGGGCAAGGAAUUCACCUGUAUGGCUGCUCAUCCUCUUCGGGCAAAAGCUGCCAAGUGCCAUGUCCGAUUGGAACCUCCCAGACUCGUGGUGGAGAGAUCCAAGGUGUCACUCUUUGAAGGCAAUGGGGUCCAGUUGGCUUGUCACCUCCUAACUGCUUACCUGGGCUCAGAAGUCUUCUGGUACAACAACAAGAACCAAGUCAUUAGAUCUGAUGCUAAGAAAUACAGACUGCAGAAGGAGACUGCUUGGUUCAACUUGACCUUGCAGGAUACAGAGUGGAUGAAGGACAGUGGCAUUUAUCGCUGUACUGCCAUCAAUGCUGUGGGCAAUGCCUCUGCCUUUGUUAACCUGCAAGUUAAGAAGUAUCCCACUCCACCGAAUGUGACAAUUAGCAAGCUGAUGUACAUGCGUCACCGCACGGAGGUGGAACUGGAGUGGCAAACCCAAGGCUCAGGCAACCUGACUGGCUUUGUGGUUCAGAGGCGAGAGGCCAAAAAGGCCACCAAAAAACAGCUGGAUAUCUCCUGGGAAAUAGUAGCUAGCGAUAUUGACCCAGAUAUCCGUGACCAGAAACUGGGUGGAUUAGAUCCUGCAAUGGUGUAUGCUUUCCGCAUCUUGGCUGUCAACCACCGUACCACUGGGCACCCCUCGGAGGUGAAGACACCAGCUGAUCCUCCUUUCAAUGCUUACCCUGCUGUGAUCGGGGCUGCCGUAGCUGGAAUGAUUGUCGCAACUAUCACAUCCCUUCUGGUUUUCCAGUACAUUGUCCGCAACCGGGAGAACAACCCAAGGUUACAUGACCUCCUCUUCAGAAUGGCUGGAGCAGAAGCUCGUGAGCACAUCAGCACUCCAGAGGAUGCUGAGACAGCAGUGAGGCCAGAUGUUGAAGCCAGCGAGCAGGUUGGGGAGCCUUCCACUGCAGCAUCUGGGGAAACAUUAGCAGAGCUUAGUCCAGAGGACACUACUGGAGGCCCAGAGGAUCCUGAAGCAGCUCCAACUCCAAAACCCACUGCCGUUGAUGAUCCAGUUAAUGUUACAAUCACAGUAACAGCAACUCCAUGACUGCUGGGAAAUCUGAUUUCAUGGGAGUCCAUUCAGAAUAACUUAUGGAGUGCUUUUUUUGAACACGAGGCAAGGACAGUGAUAUGGGAAGAAACUGUAGGGCUCACAAGGAUGUACAUCUGGGCCUUGAACCAGGCAUGAACUGUCCUCUCCCAUGUCCUGUUGUUUCUACAUUUUGGGGAAAGAGCAGAAGUGAAGGGGCAGAUGGCCAUCUCAGAACAUUUAUCUCCCACCAGUGUGGUUGGCAAUGAACAAAUAACCUGUGAACAGUCAGCAAACUGCUUUUGAGUAAUUUGAUUCUGGGGAAAAGCCAACAAAGCAGUUUUGGGUCUACAUCUGGAAGCCUUCAAGAAGGCACUUUAGUUUUCACAUGACUUCAGAAAAUGCUGAGAGAUUUCAGGUGGGACAUACCACAUCAUCCAAUUGAGCUGAUGGUUUGGGAUGCUAAGUGGGUUUGGAGUAGGUUGUUGCUAAUGCUUGGUUUCACUGAUGCUACGGUUAAACAGUUUGCUCCACA